GACCGCGUGGACUUGAUAUGGUACAUAAAGGCUGCCUGCGAAGACAAAGCAAAAGAGCUGAAGGAGGGGCUCUCUUCAAUGCGUUUGAAGCUGCAGCAGCAGCCAAAGCAGCAGCAGCAGCAGCAGCAGCAGCUGCACCCUGCGGGGGGCGCAGCAACAGCCACGGGGGGCCCCAUGGGGGGCCCCACAGGUAACCCUCAUGGGGGGGGCCCCCCUGAAAGAGUUUCAGAGGCUUGA
This is a messenger RNA of Eimeria tenella, 237 nucleotides long. RefSeq lists its product as uncharacterized. The transcript has a single exon. The record is from RefSeq and is a predicted model, not a curated record. NCBI's taxonomy places the organism in Eukaryota, Apicomplexa, Conoidasida, Eucoccidiorida, Eimeriidae. The annotation marks the transcript as partial.